This is a messenger RNA of Larimichthys crocea (large yellow croaker), 1563 nucleotides long. RefSeq names its product vascular cell adhesion protein 1-like. The record is from RefSeq and is a predicted model, not a curated record. Lineage: Eukaryota; Metazoa; Chordata; Actinopteri; Sciaenidae. The coding region runs from base 105 to 1523 and encodes 472 amino acids. The transcript has 8 exons.
CUGCACUUCAGUUCAAAGUCUUGUGAAGUAUUUCCACUUUAAAAUCAUCAUCACCACUCAAGGAUCUCAUCGCUUCUCUCUUUUUUUAUGUCAACUUGUCGGUGAUGAGUGUCACUGCAGUCCUGUCUGUGAACAUGGUGACAGCCAGCAUGUUACUGAGUGUCUUCUUUGUUUCAGUCUGGUUUACAGGUGCUUUGGCUGCUUGUCCUCAAAGAUCAGGCCUCUUCAUUACUGCACCACACAAGAUGGAAGCACUGAGUGGAUCUUGUUUGCUAAUCCCAUGUACCUUUAGAGCUAAAUCAGAACAAGAGUUUGACAACAGCAGAGAAAUCUUUGGAGUGUGGAUUAAAAGUGACUCUAAUUUUGGACCAAACCAAAAUAAUGUGAUUUUCAACAGUAGAAGGACAGAUAACAUCUAUCCAAUGAGAUUUACUGGAAACCUGAGAGAGAAAAACUGCACCACUUUAUUUUCCAGUUUAACCACAAGUUAUACACACACAUACUACUUUAGAGUUGAGAACUGGCCUUUCAAGGCAACAGCUAUAUGUGAUCCUCUUCAAAUAACAGUUCAAGAUUCUCCUCCGAGCCCCAGAAUUGAGAUCUCAGGUGAUCUGAAGGAGAAGGAGUCUGUCAGUAUAACCUGCUCAGCUUUCACUCCCUGUCCACACUCCCCUCCUAAACUCACCUGGAAUCUCCAACAAGACUCUCACAACAAAAUCCAGGAAAACACAGAUGGGACCUUUACAACUAAAAUCCAGAAGACCAUCACUCUGUCAGACCAACAUGAUGGAUACAACAUCACCUGUUCUGUCACAUAUCCUGUGAAUGAAGGAAAACAUGUCAAGACAGCAGAGCAGAGAAAGACUCUCAGUGUUUCAUAUGCUCCUAAAGACACCUCAGUGUCCAUCAGUCCAUCAGGUUUGGUGUCAGCAGGUAGCUGGGUGAACCUGACCUGCUCCAGCAGAGCCAAGCCUCCCGUCAGCCGCUUCACCUGGUUCAAGAUCAGCAAAGAUGGACCCAUGACUGUAUCUGAAGGACCGUUUUACAGCGUUAAUGUGACAGAUGUAGAAGAUUAUUACUGUGUGGCCACAAAUGAUCUUGGAAACCAAACAUCAUCAGUGAUUCAUCUGGGUGAAGAACCAUCCAAUGGAUCUCUACAACAGAUUCUUGGAGGACUCUUUGGGCUCAUCAUGCUCAUCUGCCUGGUUGUCUGUGUUUGUUUUCUGCGUUGGAGGUGGUUAAAGUCGACAGAUUCAACUCAACAACCGAAUCAGAGUCUAACAGGCGAAGAGCUGACUGUUUACGGGCCAACGAUAAAAACAGAAGAAGAGGAAGGAAACAUCCAUUAUGGAGAGAUCGACUUCUCCAAGAGAAGACCUGAACCGUCCCCGUCCUCAGUGCAGGACAGUGGACAGCAGCAGAACACACUGUACGCACAGGUCCAAGUGUCCAAGACAGCAAACAGCUUAACACAGACUGCUGAGUGUCCAGAAGAUCUCUACGCUCAAGUGAAGAAAAAAUGAGUUGUUUGGUUUGUGCAAGAUUACAUCUGAAUAGAAUUGA